This is a messenger RNA of Aethalodelphis obliquidens (Pacific white-sided dolphin), 4410 nucleotides long. It is a transcript of the gene SEZ6L, whose product is annotated as seizure related 6 homolog like. Gene Ontology annotation, cellular component: endoplasmic reticulum; neuronal cell body. Gene Ontology annotation, biological process: synapse maturation; regulation of protein kinase C signaling. The transcript has 13 exons. The coding region runs from base 101 to 2851 and encodes 916 amino acids. Lineage: Eukaryota; Metazoa; Chordata; Mammalia; Artiodactyla; Delphinidae. The record is from RefSeq and is a predicted model, not a curated record.
CAGCAGUCUGAGCCACGAGACCCCCAAAGAGAGAGUGACCACGGCCCCUCUGAAUCCAGCGCAGUCAGGGGACGAGCUUCACAAGCCAGAGUUGGAAGGGAUGGUCCCCUCCGCACCUCAAGACUCCGCGGCCGCGUCCAUGCUGCUUCAGCUUCCGGAGGAACCCGGCACCGGGCAUGCCUUCCCCCCGACGAGGAAGCCGCCUUCGCUCAAGCAGGUGAACUUGACCAGGAGGCAGCUGAGGCCGAAAGCCACCACCGCAGCAGCUGUGCAGAGGGCGGCGUCCCAGCCAGCAUCCUCGGACCUGGUCCUCCUCUCCUCUGCCACGGAGAAGCUCCGCCCACCUGGGGACCAGGACCCCGUGGCCUCCGCAGGGGAGGAGACCCACCCACUGUUGCUGUCAUCGGAGGAACCCCUCUGGCUGGAGCAGAAGGAAGGUGCAGUCCCCACGACGCCCGCGCCCCUACAGAUCGCCCCCUUCACCUCGCAGCCGCUGGUGGCCCACACGCUCCCCCAGAGCCCCGACCCCGGGGCGCCCGCCGUGCCUGAGGAGGCCCACGAGGCUCCCCCAGGGGAUGCCAGCCCCAUGACCCUGAUGGACAAAUGUGAGAACGAGCUGACCGGGUCGGCCUCGGAGGAAAGCCAGGAGACCACGACGUCCACCAUCAUUACCACCACGGUUAUCACCACUGAGCAGGCCCCAGCUCUCUGCAGUGUGAGUUUCUCCGAUCCUGAAGGGUACAUCGACUCCAGUGAUUACCCACCGCUGCCCCUCAACAACUUCCUGGAGUGCACGUACAACGUGACAGUCUACACUGGCUAUGGGGUGGAGCUCCAGGUGAAGAGUGUGAACCUGUCCGAGGGGGAGCUGCUUUCCAUCCGUGGGGUGGACGGCCCCUCCCUGACCAUUCUGGCCAACCACACCCUCCUGGUAGAGGGGCAGGUGAUCCGAAGCCCCACCAACACCAUCUCCGUCUACUUCCGGACCUUCCAGGACGAUGGCCUUGGGACCUUCCAGCUGCACUACCAGGCCUUCAUGCUGAGCUGCAAUUUUCCCCGCCGGCCUGACUACGGGGAUGUCAUGGUGAUGGACCUGCACUCAGGUGGGGUAGCCCACUUCCACUGCCACCUGGGUUACGAGCUCCAGGGUGCCAAGACGCUGACGUGCAUCAAUGCCUCCAAGCCCCACUGGAGCAGCCAGGAACCCAUCUGCUCAGCCCCUUGUGGAGGGGCGGUGCACAACGCCACCAUCGGCCGCGUCCUGUCCCCAAGUCACUCUGGAAAUACCAAUGGGAGCCAGUUCUGUGUGUGGACAAUUGAAGCUCCAGAGGGCCAGAAGCUGCAUCUGCACUUUGAGAAGCUGUCACUGCAUGAGAAGGACAGGAUGAUGGUCUACAGUGGGCUGACCAACAAAUCCACUCUUCUCUACGACUCCCUCCAAACCGAGAAUGUCCCCUUUGAGGGCCUGCUGAGUGAUGGCCACACCAUCUGCAUCGAAUUCACGUCUGACCAGGGGCGGGUGGCCUCAGCCUUCAACAUCCGGUUCGAGGCCUUUGAGAAAGGCCACUGCUAUGAGCCCUACAUUCAGAAUGGGAACUUCACCACGUCUGACCCGACCUAUAACAUCGGGACCAUAGUGGAGUUUACCUGCGACCCCGGCCACUCCCUGGAGCAGGGCCCGGCCAUCAUUGAGUGUAUCAACGUGCGGGACCCAUACUGGAACGACACGGAGCCCCUGUGCAGAGCCAUGUGUGGUGGGGAGCUCUCUGCCGUGGCCGGGGUGGUGCUGUCCCCAAACUGGCCAGAGCCCUACGUGGAAGGUGAAGAUUGUGUCUGGAAGAUCCACGUAGGGGAGGAGAAACGGAUCUUCUUAGAUAUCCAAUUCCUGAACCUAAGCAACAGCGACAUCCUGACCAUCUACGACGGUGAUGAGGUCAUGCCCCACAUCUUGGGGCAGUACCUUGGAAACAGCGGACCCCAGAAGCUGUACUCGUCCACGCCGGACCUAACCAUCCAGUUCCACUCAGACCCUGCCGGGCUCAUCUUUGGGAAGGGCCAGGGAUUCAUCAUGAACUACGUAGAGGUGUCAAGGAACGACUCCUGCUCAGAUUUGCCCGAGAUCCAGAAUGGUUGGAAAACCACUUCUCACACGGAGCUCGUGAGGGGAGCCAGAAUCACCUACCAGUGUGACCCCGGCUAUGACAUCGUGGGGAGCGACACCCUCACCUGCCAGUGGGACCUCAGCUGGAGCAGCGAUCCCCCAUUUUGUGAGAAAAUUAUGUACUGCACCGAUCCCGGGGAAGUAGACCACUCGACCCGCUUGAUUUCGGACCCCGUGCUGCUGGUGGGCACCACCAUCCAGUACACCUGCAACACGGGCUUCGUGCUGGAAGGGAGCUCCCUCCUGACCUGCUACAGCCGUGAAACCGGCACGCCCAUCUGGACCUCUCGCCUGCCCCACUGUGUUUCGGAGGAGUCCCUGGCAUGUGACAACCCAGGGUUACCUGAAAAUGGGUACCAAAUCCUGUACAAACGACUCUACCUGCCAGGAGAGUCCCUCACCUUCAUGUGCUAUGAGGGCUUCGAGCUCAUGGGCGAAGUGACCAUUCGAUGCAUCCUGGGACAGCCAUCCCACUGGAAUGGGCCACUGCCCGUCUGUAAAGUUAAUCAAGACAGCUUCGAACACGCUUUAGAAGGUGAGUCCCACGAAGAAAAAAAUCCCAUAAACCGAGCUAAUGGCAGAAAGCAAGGGAAGGUCCUUGGAGAUCCUUAUCGAGGCGUUAACAGAAAGUUAAGCAGAAGUGCUGCCUUCACACUGCUGAGGAUAAUUUCAAAACAAAUGACAUUGUAAAGAAAAAAAAAAUCAUUGAAUUUGUAACUUAUAGUCCUAACUAUGACCUAAAAGAGAUUUGACGCCCGUUCUGUUCAUGAUGACGAGGUAAAAACAUCUGGGAGUUCACGUGCCUGAGAAACACAUACCCUCUUGUAAAACUUUGCAGCCAUGUGGUGCUAUUUGGGGGAGCUAAAUCCAGAGAUGCCUCACCCUUCAUGCUGAGCAAGCUCCUAGUUUUGGGAGGGAAAGGUCUUCCCCAGGGGAUGCUCUGUGGUCUGUUUUCCCCUCCGUCUUUUUCUUCCCCAAAAUAGCUGUCCCUGGAUCCCCCUUGUUUUCUGUUCUUGUUAGAAAUUACCAAGUGAGAUUUAUUAAUGUGGAACAGAUGCUAAAAGUGAUCCAGGAUUUUGUUUUAUCUUCCCUUUUCAAUGCAUCCCACACGUAAAACGUUCUGCAUUCUGUAUAACCUUCGUUCAGUUUGGUACAAAACCACUCACUGGGCUGUCGUGUCAGGAAAAAAAUAACAUAUUUUGUUUAAAAAAAAAGUUUUAACCAAUUGGACAGUUUUUUAAAUUACUUUUGGAGCCACUUAUCUUUCUGACAAUAAAUUGUUCACUCAGAAUCUGGGGCAGUGGAAAUUACAUGUCAUUAGUUGCUCUCUUCUGCAACAGAUGACAUUUUAAUCCAAGCAGACAGAGCUGGAGCUCAAAUACAUGUGUAGGCUGUGGGGAGCAUGUAUCGGUCACUCCGCUAGAAGAAGAAGGGCAUUUGUGGUGUUAGGCUCUAUGCAGGCCCUUCCUUCGCUGUCUUGCACCGGCCAAUGGACCAUGAGAACAUCUCAAAGGCCUGGGUUGCUCAGCGGGUGUGAUGCCAUCGUAAGGUUCUGGGCUCACACAUUUAUCAUGGGUAUUAAGACUGAUUUUUCAGACCCAAGGAGUGGUGGCUAACGGAUUGCAGAUUUGCUUAACGCCGAGCUCUGUUAGACGUGGCUGUGGAGAACGGCAGAGUGUGUCCAGAAGGGAUGUGGAGUCUGCCUUCAAGCCUUUCUCGGAAAACGCCCCCUUCCCCGCCUCCACCUCCACAAUAAUCAUCAUAGUUCUUGUGAUUUCCUCUAACCACUGGGAGGUAGCGGGAGGCCCCAGGUGAGGCCGAGAGGGUUGCCUGAGAGUGUGCAGCCGUGGCCUCUGAGGGUGAAAACUGUGUCUUCAUGGUUAGGGUGUCAUGGGGUGUGCAGUUGGGGUGCCAUGAGGUGUGCAGGUACCGAGCACUGACCCAGCUGCUCAGCACCCUCUGCUGGAGGGUCUGAUUGAGCAGGUCUGGGAGGGACCUGCCAGUCUAGACACAACUCUGUCUUCUCCAUGGACUGUCAAGCAGAUCUGCCUUUCCAGUUAGCACGUUGGGGAUUUUCUCCAGGUCUUCCCUGGAAUUGGAUUUUAACCAGAUUUCAACUGAUGACCACCCCAUCCAAGAAUAGGUCUGGGGCUCUGUUGCCAAGAACCAGCACCAUUUCCUUUACUCUUUGCCUCUUCUCCCUUCUGGAGAUGGUUCUCCAGUGGCUGGCCCUGUGACAUUAGGUCUUG